AUGUCGUCUGCGUAUAACCCGAUCAAGCUCCGCCGGAAGAAGAAUGUCAAGAAGGGUAUUCAGUUCUGCCUGAUGGUCUGCGGUGCCAGUGGAACCGGACGCACAACCUUUGUCAACACGCUUUGCGGGAAGCAGGUUCUGGAGGGCAAGGAUGCGGAUGACGCUGCCAAUGCUCACAUUGAGGAGGGCGUUCGCAUCAAGCCGGUGACAGUUGAACUCGAAUUGGACGACGAGGGCACUCGGAUCUCCCUCACCAUCGUUGAUACCCCGGGUUUUGGUGACCAGAUUGACAAUGAAGCCAGCUUUGGUGAGAUUGUGGGAUACCUAGAACGCCAAUACGACGAUAUUCUUGCCGAGGAAUCACGAAUUAAGCGAAACCCCCGCUUCAGGGAUAACCGUGUCCACGUCCUCCUGUACUUCAUCACACCAACCGGCCACGGGCUCCGUGAGUUGGAUAUUGAAUUGAUGAAGCGUCUCUCCCCGCGUGUCAACGUUAUCCCCGUUAUCGGAAAGGCCGACUCGCUCACCCCUGCGGAACUCGCCGAGUCGAAAAAGCUCAUCAUGGAAGAUAUUGAGCACUACCGCAUUCCUGUUUACAACUUCCCUUAUGAUAUCGAGGAGGACGACGAGGACACCGUGGAGGAGAACGCCGAGCUCCGGGGACUGAUGCCGUUUGCCAUUGUUGGCUCGGAUGACUUUGUGGAAAUCGACAGCCGCAAAGUACGAGCUAGGCAGUACCCCUGGGGUGUUGUCGAGGUUGAGAACCCCCGACACUCAGACUUUUUGGCCAUCCGAAGCGCUUUGCUCCACAGCCAUCUUGCAGAUCUGAAGGAGAUUACCCACGACUUCCUAUACGAAAACUACCGUACCGAGAAGCUUAGUAAGAGUGUUGACGGUGCUGUUACGAGCGGUGGCGAUUCAUCGAUGAACCCCGAAGACCUGGCAACUCAAUCCGUCCGCCUGAAGGAAGAACAACUCCGCCGCGAGGAAGAGAAGCUGCGCGAGAUUGAGCUCAAGGUACAGCGUGAGAUUGCUGAGAAACGUCAGGAACUGUUGGCUCGCGAGAGUCAACUGAGGGAGAUCGAGGCGCGCAUGGCCCGCGAGGCAAGCCAGGAGCAAAGCGCCAACGGCGAGCAGUAA
Messenger RNA from Aspergillus puulaauensis, 1140 nucleotides. It is a transcript of the gene aspA, whose product is annotated as putative septin AspA. Lineage: Eukaryota; Fungi; Ascomycota; Eurotiomycetes; Eurotiales; Aspergillaceae. Gene Ontology annotation, cellular component: septin ring; cytosol; septin complex. The record is from RefSeq and is a predicted model, not a curated record. Gene Ontology annotation, molecular function: GTP binding; molecular adaptor activity; GTPase activity. Bases 1 to 1140 code for a protein of 379 amino acids. Gene Ontology annotation, biological process: cytoskeleton-dependent cytokinesis. The transcript has 6 exons.